CGCAAAUUCAAUUAACGUACUGUAUUCACCGUUCGUUACACUUAUACACAUGCUUCUUUAACUAUUCAGCAUUAACGCUCAACGGUCACGACCUUUUUAAUCGAAUUUACGUUGUGAGUCUUAACCAGUAGCGCGAACACUGCAAAUAGCAACGCCUUAGUUAUCAUCCCAUGGAUUCAAUUUCAUUUGACGGGUGCAGUCGUCCUUGAGCUAGCAAACGUGUGAUUUCUUAAUGAUCUAAGCUUGCCAUAUACUAGCUUUAAUUUCAAAAGUUGCAAUAAUUCUGGUAAUUUAGAUCAGCAUUACGGUGAUCGUCGUGUAAGAGCCUAUGUGUGGACAGUGAAAUUUGGGAAAAAAAUACUAUUACAUAACUAGACAUAAAACGUAAACAAGUUUAUCCAUGCAGUGAAUGGUGUAUUGUGUCUUGAUAUAAAAUGAAGAAUUUAUUGUGAAUGAUUCAUACGAAUUAUAAGACACGUGUCAUCAAUAUUUUCCCUUAAUUGGCAGAACCAUUUGUCAGACAGUCAAGCGAAAAAAUAUAUAUUUGAACAGUAUAUCUGAAAGUCAACAGGUUGCAAGAAAAACGAGGGAAAGUGGUCAUUUUUGCAAUGGAAAUCGCAUUCGUAGAUCUUGAAGUACAUAUUUGCAAGUUUAAAGUCGUUGCUGUGUAAAUGUUGAUCGAAACAAACUAUAAAAUUCACAUUUCUUACGAUGCGAUAACAACGUAGUAGAAUACAUACAUAACCUGAAAUGUGUCAGUAGAAGUGCAACAGGUGUCGUUUGGCUAUAAAAUUAAACGAUAGAUCAUACAAGCAAAUUUGAAUCUUAAUGAAAUGUACAUUAUUAUUAUAAAAUGAACUAUUGUCAGAAAUGUACAAAUUGUCUUAACGUGGCAUAGUAACUUUCACGGCGGAAAGCAUUUAAGAAGAACAAUAGUAAAUUUGAUUUAUUAGGUUAAAAGUUGAUUACCGUGUACUUACGUCUUUAGGAAAAAUGGUGCAAAAACUGUAGUUGCAUUCAAUUCUCAUUCAACAUAGUUAACUCUUACAAUAAAUUAAAAAUAGUUGGUGUUUUUAUAGCAUUGAAUUAAUGCUUUCUACAAUUGAUUGAAGAUAAAUCAAAUAAUUUUAAUGUUCAGACGUUUUACGAUCUCAUAAUCUGUGUUUGGACUCAGGAUGUCUUACAUUCAACGAGAAAAUACCAAUAGAGUAAAUAUAAUAAAACAGAGGUUUGAGCAAAGCCCUGAAAAAAAGCUGGAAGACAAUCUUAAAUCUACACAUGAUGACAAGAAAGAGCAGCUGCGCAGAACUUUGAGUGCUUCACCCAUUAAAACAAAAAAAAAUUUUAAACUUAAUGUUUCAAGACAAUUGUCUAACCCCAGUAGAAAUAUAAAACGUACACCAGCCUUUAGGGGUGAUAAGUUAGCAAGGACAAAAAAUCUGAAUUCUCCUACAAAAGAAAAAUUGGUAUCUAUUGUUGAUAAGAAUGUUAAACUCUUUGAAGAGAAACCUGAAUAUGGAAAAAUUGGCAAUGUAAAGAAGAAAGUGAGAAAUGCAGCAACCAAUAAAUACGAAUCUGUUGAUGCUAGCAUUGAUACUGUUGAUUGUAAUGAAACUCAGGAGAUUAGUGAUAUAAAAUGGACAUCCGAUAUUAGGCAGGAAACUUUUUCUGAACAUAAACAAAUACCUAAGGAUAUUAACAAUUUAAAUGAGAUGUGGUCUGAAGAUGAUAUGAAUAAAAAAAUGCUUCAAAUAUUUUCCAAAAAGUCAACACCAUGUAAAGACUCUGUUCGUACAACUGUUAUAUCAAGACAUACAAAUAUUUCUCCAAAUUAUUGUACUCAAUAUGAAUUGGAUAACGUCUGUAGGAAAUCUGAAAUGUGUGAAUCUCGUACAAAGCAAAAUUCUAUCGAUGAUAAAAAGCAAAACUAUUUACAACCUAAUAAGUUCUUAAAGAAUGGAGUGGAAUAUACAAGGGUCAUAAAACCCAAAAUAAAAUCCGUAUUAGCGGAUACAACAAGCAACCAUAGUUAUUCACAAACUCAUUGUAGAAAUGAAAAUAAUAUUUUAGAUAUCAGAGAAGACUUGUCCAGACGAAAAUUUGAUAAAUUGGGUGCACUGAAUAAUGAAUCUUCAAAGAAGAUUAAAUUAUGUAGAGUGGAAUCAAGUGAAAUCAAUACACCUGAAAAUGUAAUGCAAAACAUGUUACAAAUCAAACAGACGCACGAAAGUUUGAAUAUCGAGACACAUUCAGUUAAAGAAACAGAAAAAGAGCCAUUAUCAAUUACUAAUUCAGAAGAAAGGUUUGGUGUGAAAUUGACAGAUACUUUGAAGGCGGCAUUAAAAGCACCGUUACCUAAAGGUCCUCCACCAAAGAAACCGCCGCGAACUUUUGCUCACAGUCCGACUGAUCUUGAUCAUUCUCUGUUUCAUAAUCACAAUGAAACUAAUAAGCCACAAGAAAAAUUAGAAAAUCACACGAUAGUCUCUUCAUUUGGAAAUACUUCUACUGAAUUAUCCAGUGAUACCAAACACGUUAUUAAUAGCUUUCUACAUAGCAUAAAAAUCAAUAACGGUGAUGAAUCUAUAACAGAUUCGUCUUUGAAAGAUGCUGAUUGGUAUACAACUAGUUUUUUACACGGUAAAAGAAACUCCUCCCAGCAAUUGCAAAAGCAGUUGGCAACUGAAAACAAGAAUAUUGACAAUGAGAACCUUGUGCCCUUUAUCACAGACAUAUCUAAAACAAGUCCGACGUGCAUAAAUAAAUCUAAAUUUGACGAUAUGAUUCUGGAAACUCAUUUAUUAGAAAACAGAACUUUAGUUGUGGAAAGACGAAAAUUAAAUGAUGACCAACAACCAAAAGCUGAUAAAAGUUCAGAAGUAAGAAGUAACGAUCCAAGUUCCUCACCAGCUACAAUUUGUAAUGAUACAAUGUCUUUGGACCAAAACAAAAUUAUUUCUCAGUCGUCAAGAAAGUUUCAAAGUUCCACACCAAUGUCUGAAAACAGCACCAAAUUACGAGCAAGUCGCGAUUCGAAGAAAAUGUUAGAAAAACUAGAAAGUGUUUUAAUUCAACAUCAAAAAGCUCUUGGACCAAAGGUCAUUGUACCACGAAAAGAAAAAUUAACUGACGUUAGAUCCAAGUUGCAAACUGAUUUCGAAUGCGAUAUUGAAAGCGAUAUAUUUUGCGGUAAAAAUGAUUCAGAAAAAAGAAUAUUUACAUCUGAUCGAGAAGUACAAAAUACAAGAGUGUUGGGCUCAUUACCUAAAAUUCCAGAUUCUCCAUGUAGGAGGAAUUUCACUUUUGAUUGUUUGCCUUCAUUAAAUUGUGCUAGUUCAACCGUGUAUGAGCAGAUAAAAAAUCCUGAUUUUAAAACGUACUUGGCAGACGGAAAAUCAACUUCCUUGGAAAGGUCUGGCAACUUUUAUGCGAAACCUGGAGGUUUACAAAAAAAUUCGACUUUUUAUUUGCACUCUAGUAACGACGAAAUUUAUGACACGUUGUUGGCAAGUCCUGCUUCAAAGAGAUUAUCUACUGAAUUAACAACAUUCACUGAUGUCACUAAACACCAGCCCACGACAUUUAAACAUGAGGAACAUGUGUACGCUGAACCGUUUACGUUCGAUAACAACUCUGGUAUCGAUAUUACAGGAUAUGGAAAAUUAUUGCACAAAAAUCACGAUUUCUUAUUAAGAAACGAACAGGCAGGGGCAUUAAGGACGAACAACACAAAGGAAACUGAAUUACAUUACAUGUAUACCCCAAUUCAAUCGUUGCUUCUGGCGCGCAAGAAUAGUGAGAUAGAAAAUGAAAUUGGCAGUUCGAAAUAUCAACCAAAAAUGACUGAUACUAAAACGUCACUCCCAAGAUUUAUCGACCUGAUGGAACCGCCUCCAACGAAAUUUGAUAAGGCCAAGAUAGAACAACUCCUUGAUCAAGCUUUUGGAGAGCCUGUAAUGGCUGGUGCGGAAACUCCAACAGACUCAAAUACAUCAUCGGAUACAGAUUCUGUUGCAUCAACUCUCUCACUGACAGAUGAGCUUUUAACGUUCAAUGAAAAGCUAAAAUUAUUUAAGGAACGAGAAAAUAUUCCACGAUCUGCAAAGGAUGACCUUCACCGUAGCUUGACAGAAAAGAGGAAGCACUAUGUACGAAAUGUAUCCUCCAAGUAUUCGGAGAAAAGAGAAGGUUCAGUUACUGAUAGACGAGACAAACUCUUCGAAGUGUGCUUACUUGUUGAAUUAAACCUCAGUACCAGAAAGCCUUACAUCAAAGAUAAAUAUCCCAUUUAUGUAAAUACACCAGCAUGGAUAGAGAACUUUUGUUUCCCAGAUGCCUCUGAUUGGCCUCCAUCAGACUCAGAUCAAAAUCAAGCCUACUCAUUAGUUCUUACCGAUGAAAAAGGUAAUCGGCGCUAUGGAUAUUGCUACCGUGUCAAGCCGGAAGGUGGUCCAAUAUUACCACUAGCAUAUUGUCUCAUCACAAAUACAAGAGCAAGUGGCUUCUAUUACAAAAUAUUACACGAAUUGGAUAUAAGACAUGGAUUCCCAGAUAGACAAAGACGGAGUUUCAUAGAGGAGCUCUAUAACAGUCCCAUGCCUUUACCUGGACAUGGAAUCACAAUAAAAUGGGAUGAAGCUGAAGUACUUGUUGUACCUUCUUUAAGAGAAAAUGGGCUAAGUAACAAUAACAAUGAUGUUGAAACAAAGUUUACAAAUUCCAAUGGAGAGAGUUACAAUACUGCACCACCAGCUGUUGACAUAAGCUCAGUUUUGUUGAGGGCAGAAAGAUCAGAAAUCGAUAAAAUUAUAGAUGCAUUCACUGAUUUAGAUGUGAAGGAAACAUUCAUAACACGACCAGGUGACCACAGAUUAGAGGAAAGAGACAUGAGUCAGUUGUUUGAUGCUCUCUCUGUCAAGGUAUUAAUCGUUCUAUUUGGGAGCUUGUUACUAGAGCGUAAAGUCGUUCUAACAUGCAACAAAUUAAGCAAAUUGUCAUCUUGUGUAGAAGCAUUACAGAGUUUACUAUACCCUUUCACUUGGCCACACACCUUUAUACCCGUUCUUCCUGAUAUUCCUGGACUUCCAGAAAUUUUGCAAGCACCACUGCCAUUUGUCAUUGGUAUUUUGAAAUCGAAAAAUGGUGAUGGAAUUGAGAUUACUACUUUCGAAAAUGGCAUUGUAGUCGAUCUAGACACCUCUAAAAUAACGUUUGCUGUUGGGGACGAAUCAUCGAUAUUACCAAGUAGAUUUCAAAAAGGCUUAAGAUCAGCUCUUCACGUGGUGUCCAGCACAACAAAGACGGGUGAAGGAAUUAAGAACUUUCUUGUGUCUGAAGCAUUUUUAAGGGUGUUUGUGGAAUCGUGUUCGCACUUCGGUUCUCAUAUAGUUGCACAAGAGAAUGGAAAACUAGUAUUCAUGAAAGAAUCUUUCGUAAAUGCCGUUUCAUCGAAAUGUUUUAAAUAUUUUCUUGAAUGGUUUGUGGAGACCACGAUGUUCAAUCAGUUCGUCCAAGACAAUAUUUCGAGAAUGGAAGGAAUAUUGCCAAAAGAGAAGGAUGACAUGAAAUUAUUUCAUCAAAGAGUGGCUGAAUAUCUUAAAGCGGCUGACAAGAAUGCACAAACCAAAAAGAGUCAUACAAAAAAAAAGACUUUAGGAGAUCGUUUGAAAGACUUAACUAAUUUCAGCUCAUAGUAUGCAUACUGAGUGAACAUUUCCAAAAAUAUCUACCCAACGAAAGCGGUUAUUCUGUAUAGUAAUACUGUUAAUAUAUUAAGGUCCAAGAUCGUAUGAUAUAAUCUCAUAGGGAGGCAAAUUGCAGCUUUAAUUAGAGAUAUACGCGUUUAUAUUUUAUUUCUGUACGAACUCCGGUUAUAUUAUCAAGUCAGUGAUUAGUAUCUUACUUAAAUAGUAUCAUUUUAAAAAAUGUGAACAAUGAUAUUUUAUAUAGAUGCAUGCUACUGUACUUAUUUUCAGAGUCCUAAUAUUUUUGUGAGCAAAUAAUAGCAUGCCGUAUUUAGAUUAAAUGAUUAAUAGAUGAAAAGUUGAAACUGACACGUGGCAUUAUAACAAAUAAAAAGUGAGAAUAAUGCACUUACAAGUCAAGUAUAUUAUAUAUUACAAUGAACAGUACUAUAGUGUAUACAAUACUUUGUAUUAAAAUUUUGCAAACUGACUAUCAACGAAUAACAACUUUCAUUCGUUGCAUGAUAUUUUUUGUUGAAACAUUAAGGAGAUACAUUUUAGUUGGUGUCAUCUUUUAUUGCCAUUUCUUAUUUUAACUGUGAUUAUUUAUUUGUACGCAUUCAUAUCGUUCUAUUCUCGAAAUAGUUUGUACUAUAUGUUUAUACCCGUGUUUGAAAAUAAAAUAUUAA
Cephus cinctus (wheat stem sawfly) is the source of this 6373-nucleotide messenger RNA. RefSeq lists its product as uncharacterized. The transcript has 8 exons. The record is from RefSeq and is a predicted model, not a curated record. The coding region runs from base 1176 to 5693 and encodes 1505 amino acids. Lineage: Eukaryota; Metazoa; Arthropoda; Insecta; Hymenoptera; Cephidae.